This is a messenger RNA of Procambarus clarkii (red swamp crayfish), 2942 nucleotides long. Lineage: Eukaryota; Metazoa; Arthropoda; Malacostraca; Decapoda; Cambaridae. The record is from RefSeq and is a predicted model, not a curated record.
AUUAUGGUUGUUGAAAACAGAAAAUACAAGGCAGAAUAAGGCUACGGCGUACAACAUUAUUUCAGGACAAGCCUCGUGCCGGGCUCUUGGUAGCGCAAGUUACAGAAUUUUUGGUUAUUUUCAUUUUUCCGCAAAUAAGAAAAAUUAUACUGUGAAAAAAGUGGGUUAAACUCUAAUUUUGUUUUCUCCGAAUAUGUGUAAAAUGAAGGGAGAAAAAUGGCUGCCAAUGAGCAAUUGCCUACAACAACAACAGGCUCAGAAAACUGUGCCAGGAACGUGAGUGGCAUAGGAGUCACGGGGAAGGAGAGUGAUGGUGUGAGGGUGCUGGAGGAGUACAUGGUGCAGCUGGUGCCUCACAACCCCACCUGGCUACCCACACCGCCGUCCUGGGCCACCAACAUGGCCCUCCCGCACGAGGACCUGCUGGCCAAAAUUCAGGCGUGGAGAGAAGAAGUGUCCUGGGAGACAACUUUACCGGAAGUGGAGGCGCGUGGGGGCGUGAGUGGCGCCCUGAAGGUGGGCGUGAGUGAAGUGUACGGGCGGCACUUGGUGGCUCGGAGGGGCGUGAGGCCAGGGGAGGUGCUACUGGUGGAGCCGCCGCUGGUGCUGGCCCUGAGAGCCAAGUCUCCACCAUACUGCCUCUCGUGCUUCAGGCGCGCCGGGGAAUUCACCUGUCCCGACUGUGGCUUCUUCCUGUGUGGCGCUCAGUGUCUGACGGAGGAGCACCAGGAGGAGUGUGCACUCCUGCGGCGCCUGGGCCUAGGUGAUUCCUCUGAGGAGGCCAGGCAGGAAGAAAAAGUGAUAUGGGAGCGCCUGGCAUCCUUGCCCUGCGAGGAGCGGACCCAGGCGCAGGCGCUGCUGCAACAGGCGCAGAAGACCUUGCACCAGCAGAGGUGUCUGGAGGUGCUGCGCCAAUAUGUGGUGCAGCCGGCAGUUCGGACGAUCCUCGCUAUGGGCCAUAGUGACAUGAAUAGAAAGGUUAUCAUGGCGUUACAAGGGAACGUCGAAAGGGACUCACAGCGCUACAGAGUGAACCAGAAGCACAUCGUGGCGGUGGUGACGAACACCCUGCAGGCGGCCGCCGACCCUGCCCUGGUGCACCGCGUGUGCUCCGUCUGGGACACCAAUGGCUUCGAGGUGCCGCUGGGGUUUGACACGCGCGUGCACGGCCUCUACCCCGUGGCAUCCCUGCUGACCCACGAGUGCCGCGCCAACACUCAGCAGUGGUUCAGUAACCGCGGAGACCUGGUGCUGAGGGCUGUAGACCACAUUCCCGAGGGAGCUAUCGUCACCACCUGCUACACCGACCCCCUGUGGGCCACCAUGCUCCGGCAAGAUCACCUGCGAGUCUCCAAGCAGUUCACCUGCACCUGCAGGCGGUGCCAAGACCCCACCGAGCUGGGAACUUUUCUGGGGUCCCCACUGUGUCCGGGGUGUGGGGGUCCUCUCGUCUCCUCCGCCCCCCUCGACCCCACAGCUGACUGGAGGUGCCACUCAGGGUGCCCACACACCGCCCCCGCCAAAGAGGUGGCCCGGGUGGGAGCCCGGGUGGGGCUGGGCUUGCGAGGCCUCCGUCCCAACGACGCCGAGGCCCUGGAAGCCAUGGCUGACGCCCUGAGGGUCAGCCUCCACCCCACACACCACGUCCUCCUCCAGCUCCACAUGUCCACCCUCAGGACCAUCGUCACCAGGGACCUCACGGAGAUGAGUGACGGUGAGAUCACCACGCUGGCCGCCAUCGCUGACUUGGUGAUGGGAGUGGUGAGGGCCCUGGAGGCUCCGCUCACCAGGCUCACAGUCAGGAUGGCGCGGGAGGAGGUGAGGCUGCAGCUGGAGCUGGCCCGGAGAGCUGUCUCCAGGGGCCACGACCCAGCACCCUCCAGGCGCAGGCUCCAGGCCCUCUCCCAGCAAGUGGCGGACUGCUCGCUGGUGCUCGCUUGGGAUGAACGAAUGCCGUCCUUCCUGCCUGUGCUCCGAGACUACCGCGCCAUCAUGGCCCAGUGACGGACUGGUCACUCUGCCACACAAGCUCUCCAAGGAGCAGCCACAGAGAAACACUGCUAGAGAAAAUUAUAUACUUAUCACGUAGGAACAUUUAUGAAGUUGUCUUGAAGUUUUCGAAGAGCAACAGUGGCGGAGGAAGCCGUUUGUAAGUUUAAGAAGUACAAUGGUAAAUUUGCCAGAGGUUUCAACGAAAGAACAGCGGUGGAAAGGAAAGGAACAAUCAGGAAAAAGCCUCAAGCCAUUACAACUAUAGAGUACUUGGAAGGGGUCAGGAUAAGGAUUAGAGAUGGGAGGGGGGGGGGGAGGAAUGGUGCCCAACCACUUGGACGGUCGGGGAUUGAACGCCGACGUGCAUGACACGAGACCGUCCAGCCCAAGUGGUUGGGUGAAAAGCGGUGGAGAAAACUGUGCACGAGCCGUCAAUAGAAGGUACAGCGACGAGUGUGUGUAAACACAUUCCCAGUGCUCUACAUUCUCAAAGACUCACAAAUUGUGACUCCAGAAUUAGUUCGUGUUCUAUGGUGGGACAGCCUCUAGCCUACUAAUCUAUAUAAGACAUUGGACUCUUUAGAUUAUUCACAAAUUAAAGUCAUCAUAGGCAGCCAGGACUGUUGCUGGGGUGCCUAAAUCUAGGCACUCGCCAGUGAUUUUUGUUAAUAAGUGUAAUAAUUAGCCCAUAGCUGAUAUUUGUACAUGUAGGUCCAGAUAAUGCCUCACUGUGGAGGGUUGCGCUGGCAGCCGUCUUGGGCAGCUUACCCGCACCAAAACUGGACAGAAAGAAGCAAGGUUUGAACGUACAUAGUGUAUGUUGAUGUAAUUAUUCGAGUUAGGCCUAUUAACAUUAGCAUUGCUGUCAAGGAGAAUACGUAUGUCUAACACGACUCUGCAAGAUGCUCUUCGGUAUAUUUACGCUCAUAUUUAUAACUCAUGACAUACAA